Trichobilharzia regenti is the source of this 3910-nucleotide messenger RNA. NCBI's taxonomy places the organism in Eukaryota, Metazoa, Platyhelminthes, Trematoda, Strigeidida, Schistosomatidae. The record is from the annotation of a GenBank genome assembly.
GACCUUGUUUCGUUUUCAACCCGUGGUUGUAGGAACACAAUAACCAACCAAUAUUGAGCAUUUGGUUAACAAUACUACAGUGUGUAUACAGAAGAAUGGCAGAAUGGCGGCUGUCAAUGGAGUUGAAGAUUGAACGAUCAAUUCUUGGUUGUUUGCUCAAAAUCAACUUCCCCAAUUUUCGCGGAGGCAUCAAUACGACAGUCAUCGUCUCAUCGGUCGCUGUUCAGAAAGAAGUCAGCAGUAAACCGUCAGAAACCUCAGUUAUAACAAUAUUUAUAUGUUGGUGUAACAAUAAAGAAUUCUCGAGCGGCCAAUCGGUGUUUUGGUUUUCGCGUCCGUUACUAUUAAGCGUUUCUGAAAAACUGCAGGGAACAGCGUGGGCCCGAGCGUAGCAAGAGCUGGGCAUUAACGGUUUAUGAGACGUGACUGACAGUUUCUGAUGGUAGAAACAGACUUUGGCGGAUUGAAACAGUUGGUGAAAGUUUGGAUAGUCGCCGUUCAUUUUUCCUGGUGCCGGUCAAGUCCUCUUUGAACAAGCAAUAUCUGGAACGUCUUUGGAAUUGGGUCAAGUUCAACAAUGCCUGGGUCAAAGAAGGGACAGAGUGUCUUGGAUGCAAACAGGAAAGUAAGUCAUUGUGACUUGUCUGUUAAUUGUAACGAUGUGUCUGAUGUUAAGCAUGACAUGGUUGAUGUUACUGUUUCGCCGUUCAGGGAUAAUAGGAACAUCAAACUCCCUAAAUUGGAACCACGGUGUUUUGAUGGAAACCCGGCUGAUUAUUUACAAUUUGUAAAGGAGUUUGAGAUCAUGUUGAGUGGUUUUUUAUUAAAUGAUGAAUUGAAGUUAAUGUAUUUGAUGAGAUAUUGCACUGGAGAUGCUGCAAGAGCUAUACAGUGCUGUAAGUUUAUGAAGCCAAAAGAGGGCUACUACGAGGCUAUGAGCAUAUUACGUCAAAGGUUUGGAAGACCUUCGAUGAUUGCAGGGAAAUUAUUCGAGGCUGUUAAGGGUAAUGGUGGUCAAUUACAGGAUGACUCCCAGGCACUCACUGAGUUUUUAGAUAAUUUGCUAAUUUACAAGAAUGCAAUGAUUUCGAUGAAUCGCAUGAGUGACCUCAACUCGAGUUUUAUACUAGAAGUAAUAGCAAGACGUCUACCUACUCGACUGCAAAGGAAGUGGGUGAAGAUAAGCUCCCGUAUGGAGGAUGAGGGUAUCGAGCCAAAGUUUGAUGAUAUCCUGAAACUGGUAAAAGAUAGUGUCAAUCAAUCUAUGAGCAAGUUCGCCAGUCUAUUACAUCUCACCCCUAGAAUAGAGCAGUCUGAGAUCAAAAUGCAAUCAUUGAUGACGAGUAGGCCUCAGAGAGGUGGAUAUCGAGAAGGCUCCAUGAUGUCUAGUAAUGCAUAUAGACCUAGUGAGUGUAACAGGUUUCGUAGUACAUCCUCAACAGAUAAGUUACAAGAUGCAAGACAAACACGGUUUUGGUUUGCACGUGUGCAAGAGGUGCAUACAAAGGUGAACUGUGAACCAGUGAGCAAGUUCAGUGAUAAGCUAAAUGUAAACUCCAGGCCUGACUCCGAAUUGUGUGACGAUAACUGUGCGGUCAGGAAGUCUGUAGUUGCAACUGGUAAGCCAUUGUUGAAUAGAGUGUCACAGAAUAGAGUUACUGCUUCAGAGUGCAGUUCUGACUCCAAAAGUUUACAAAGUAUAACUAGUCAGAGUGAAGAUAUAAAACCUUUAAUGAUUUGUGAGGAGGAACCAAAAUUGUCUACUUCUGUUAUUAAAGAGUUUGAAAAUGAUGAACUUGACGGUAAAUUGAAUAUUUGUGGUAAUGAUCAUGAUACUUCACAGUUGUCUUUGGUUGAUCAUGAUGAGAUGAGGGAUAUGCCUACUACUGCUAAGUUGAACAAAGGUUCUGUACAACUUGAACGUGAAGUAGAAAUAAAUGCAGAUGCAGUUGCAGAAGGCAUGCAUACUUGUGAGACCGUCAGUGUGAUUGAUCAGCAUGUAGCCCACCUAUCAUCAGAUGCUAGUGCUAAACCUGAGCUGAUAGUAAAAGACAGCAGUGGUGGUGGUCUUGCAGGUAGACAAAUUUCUGAAAGCCGAAAAAGAACAGCUUCUGAUCCACCGCUAAUUUCAUCAACUGGUAUCAAUCGGUCAUCGUUGGUGUUGUCAUCCACAAUGAAAAAGACGCCCAUCAACUCAAGUAUCUUGUGCAAUGACUAUGAUAGUAUUGGUGCAUUUGAAAAGACGAAAGAUAUUGCUCAGUUUAGAGAGGAUAAGCCAAGUGUAAACGAGAGAGUAAUUGUUAAAUUGACUUGCAUGAAUAAAGGCAUUUCUAGUUUCAAGUUACUAUUUGAAUGCUAUUAUCUUUGGUGUAAAUUACUCUGUUUCUACACUUGGUUGAUGAGAUAUGUCGUGUGUUUGUUAGUCAUCUAUAUUCUACGAUACAAUGACAUGAGCGUGUUACCGUUCAGAUUUGAGGAUAUAGCUGAUAGAAGGAAGUUAGCAAAUGAACUCUGCGACGAUUUUCCAACCUAGAGCGUCAACCUGAGAAGGGUUGUAGGCGUACUGCUGUAAGUCCUACAGUUCUUCAAAGGGUAGCGCAUCAAUGAGCAGUCCAAUGUGCUUGGUGUGUGAUUUUGUACAUAUGUUCAUAUUGUAUAUACUGAAUUGGUAUCAUUUAUCAUCUAGCUGUUGGUAAUUCUGUUUGUGUCCGGACGACUUCCACUUGGAUCAUCAACCUGAGAAGGAAUGUAGGCGUACUGCUGUAAGUCCUACAGUUCUUCAAGGGUAGUUUGUCAUGCCGGAAUCCACAACAUUUGAUGUAGUGAUUGUACAUAUGUUUGUGUUAAAUAGUUGUGUGAGUUCCAAUUAUCGUAAUUGUUGGUUAAUGUUGUUUGUGUCUGGACAUUCCACAAAUUACAAUCGUCAACGUGAGAAGGGUUGUAGGCGUACUGGUGUAAGUCCUGCAAUUCUUCAAAGGAAUUCCAUCAAGACAUGAUCCGCGAGUUUUUGUGUACAGUUUGUAUAUAUGUGUGGUGUGUCAUAUCAAUUGGUGUUUUUGGAUUAAUUGUGUUUACUUGUUGUUUUCGUAUCUUGUUGUUAUUGCGUAAUUUUGUUAAAAUUUUCGUCGUGAUUACUUCUGAAGUUGUUUCGAGUCUUCUACAUCCAUGAAUGAAUUGAUUGAUGUUAAGGACAGCAGAUGGGUCGUAUACGCCGGAGAGGCUAUUGCUGAGAAUGAAAUGCACACGGAGAUAAUUGUUAGCUGCGGUCCGACACGCCGGGGAGAAAGAGUGUAAACGACUGAGGCUCGCAUACGUCAUCGUUACUAGAAUUGAGGCAGAAUGAGUGACAAGCGAUUUCGGUGGUAAUUGGUAGUGAGUAGAUAAGAUGAUGAGGGUAGAGUAUCGUGAGGUAGUGCUAUGGUCACGUUGCAUUCUGCAAGAGUCAUUCUAGCAAGUGGUGAUUGUGUUGCAAGAGGAUGCUUUUAACUGGAAGGAGCAGGUCGUCAUUGAUGUGUGAGAUUGUGCUGUGGGUAUGCUUGUGGUGUGUUGGCUUUUCUGUUUGCUUUCCAUUUCAGCUCUGUCCGUGUGACCCAGGUUCUCGCAAUGGCAUCCAAGUCAACGUGUAUUCGUCGUGAAGGAAGAAAGGGUUGGAUCCGUAUUUUGCCGGGGAGUGUCAAUGUAGUUGAAGAUUGAACGAUCAAUUCUUGGUUGUUUGCUCAAAAUCAACUUCCUCGAUUUUCGCGGAGGCAUCAAUACGACAGUCAUCGUCUCAUCGGUCGCUGUUCAGAAAGAAGUCAGCAGUAAACCGUCAGAAGUAAUACUGUGAUUUAUUAUUGUAAUAUUUGUUCACAGACCUCAGUUAUAACAAUAUUUAUAUGUUGGUGUAACAAUAAAGAAUUCUCGAGUGGCC